This is a messenger RNA of Phyllostomus hastatus (greater spear-nosed bat), 2094 nucleotides long. It is a transcript of the gene METTL15, whose product is annotated as methyltransferase like 15. Gene Ontology annotation, molecular function: rRNA (cytosine-N4-)-methyltransferase activity. Lineage: Eukaryota; Metazoa; Chordata; Mammalia; Chiroptera; Phyllostomidae. Gene Ontology annotation, biological process: rRNA base methylation. The coding region runs from base 194 to 1417 and encodes 407 amino acids. The transcript is spliced from 6 exons. The record is from RefSeq and is a predicted model, not a curated record.
GGAACGAAAGGCAGACGUUCCUCGGUUGCUAGGCCGGACGUAGACCCAGUCUGUCCGUCCUUUCAAGUUUCCCCCAGGGCUGGGAUCCAGGCGUGCGGCAAGUUCAAGCUUUCCGGCACCGUAGUGGUCGUUGGUGGCCCAAGGUAGAGGCCAACUGAGCAAUCUUCGUGCCUCAGAUUUGUUGACCUACAGAAUGCUUCGAUACCCAUGCUUUUAUAGAACCUAUGCAGAAUUUCUUUCAUGCUGGCUGGAAGCUGGCAUAUUUAACUUAGGUGUCUGGCCAAAAAAGAUACAUGCUACAGCAGAAAGAUGUGAGGAGUAUGAAGCCCUGGAUCAAACAGACCAGACUGGAGCUCAGGAGUCCCACAGAUUUCAAGAUGGAGGUUCUGAAGCUAGGAGUAAAUUACAUGUCCCAGUAAUGGUGGACGAAGUGGUUCGUUGUUUGGCACCACAAAAAGGGCAGAUUUUUCUAGAUAUGACGUUUGGUUCAGGAGGACACACAAGAGCCAUUCUGCAGAAAGAGUCAGAUAUUACUCUGUAUGCCUUAGACAGAGACCCGACAGCUUAUGCAAUAGCUGAACAACUUUCAGAAUUGUAUCCUAAACAGGUCCAAGCUCUUCUAGGCCAGUUCAGCCAGGCAGAAGCCUUAUUAAUGAAAGCUGGCGUGCAGCCAGGGACUUUGGAUGGAGUUCUUCUGGAUCUUGGAUGUUCCUCCAUGCAACUUGAUGCUCCUGAAAGAGGUUUUUCCCUUCGUAAGGAUGGCCCUUUGGACAUGAGAAUGGAUGGUAGCAGGUACCCUGACAUGCCCACCGCAGCUGAUGUUGUGAACGCUUUAGAUCAACAGGCACUUGCAUCCAUCCUGAGAACAUACGGGGAGGAGAAGCAUGCCAAGAAAAUCGCUUCAGCAAUCGUUCAGGCACGCAGCAUCUACCCCAUCACCAGAACCCAGCAGCUUGCCAGCAUCGUUGCAGGUGCAUUUCCUCCCUCUGCUAUUUAUGCACGAAAAGACUUGCUGCAGCGAUCUACCCAUAUUGCUACCAAGACUUUCCAAGCGUUUCGCAUAUUUGUGAACAACGAACUUAAUGAACUUUAUGCAGGACUGCAGACAGCCCAGAAGUUCCUGAGACCUGGUGGUCGUCUUGUUGCCCUCUCCUUCCAUUCACUAGAGGAUCGCAUUGUCAAACGGUUCUUGCUUGGGAUAAGCAUGGCGGAAAGAUUUAACCUAAGUGUAAGGCAGAAGGUGACACAAACAUCACAACUGGGUUCAGGUCACGAUAACAGGGAAGGAGUCUCUCCAAGAAGGGCUCCUUUAAUGUGGGAGUUGAUACACAAGAAGGUACUUACCCCAGAAGACCAGGAUAUACAGGAUAACCCCAGAGGGCGCUCAGCCAAACUUAGAGCAGCUAUCAAAUUAUGACAAAGUCAUAAUCGUCUGAUCCUUCAUGUUUUCCCUCACAGUUUCUCAUAAUGUUAUGUAAAAUUCCUGAACAGCUUAACACAAGAAAAUAUAGGAUAGUAUAUAGAUACGUACUACAUAUCUGUGGAGAUGGAGAAUAUUUAGCAUUUUUUUUUCUCAAAAGGAAAAUGUAGUAAAUAUGACACAGAAAGUUCAUCUUAAGGAGAAGCAGCAUCUCAAAACUAGAUUAAUGGGUUUACCUUAGCAUUUUACAGGAAAAAUUUAUCUUAUCAAUUAUGAUUAGAAAGUCUAAAUUGGUGAAUCCAAGUGAAUAAAAUAUUAGAAUCACUAUGGACAAAAGAUGGAACAUAAAUACUUGAGUUUUCCUUAGACUUACUUUAUCUGCCUCUGUAAUACUGAACUUUAGUUUCAAAGCUAGUUUGCCACUUUUACUUUAUAGGCUUUAUUCAAAUCUAACAAUUCUUCAGUGAAAUCAAAAUUAGAAAAUAUUCUAAGGAACAAUGUGACAAAUUAGAAAUAAAUGAAUGCUCCUAGAUUAAUCCCCUGAAUCCUUCUUGAAGAAUUUUGUAAGUUUCUCUUUGCAUAAAGUCAUAUUUAUGAAUGAGAAAGAUUCCCAAAGGUAAAUUCCCAUUCAAGUAUCAGAUUAAAAAAAUAAAAGAUUGCACUCAUAUAUUCUA